AUGAAGGCUCCUCCAGUCAUGUUGAUAAAAAGGAUCUUACUGUACAUCCUUCUAGUAAUGCUGGCUCAGAGCAACUAUCAAGGUUAUGGAUUUGAUGCCACUGAUUGUCCAAUUGAAAUUCAAGUUAAAAGACACUCCCAGUACAAAAUUAAUGUUGGGAACUCUUUGAUUAUAGACUGUCCAGUUCAUUACUGCAAGAAAAAGCCAGUCAUGCAGUGGUGCAAGAUAGAGGUGGCUACAUGUGUGCAGCUGAAGGAGGGCAAAGCAGAAUGGAAGUCCAACGUGUUUACUCUGGAGGUUUUCUUUGUUCAUCAGAAUGAUAGUGGACUUUAUCAUUGUCGAGCAAUAGCGGACAACUUUUCCAGUGAGAGCCAUGGAAUAAAAGUUAUUGUUGAAGAAAAGUCUGCAAACAUUAUCACGAUUUCACCAGGAAAUACCACUAGCAUCUCAGAAGAGUCCCAAGAAUCUGGAAACUACAAGAUAUUGCACAUUAUUUAUGCUUCAGCAUCCAUGGGUCUAUGUUGUCCAUUCAUCAUCGUUUGCAUGUUUUGGUGUCUAAGGAAGUACCAUGCAAAGCAAAAGAGUACUCCAUUAACCCAGCAGAGACAAAAGAGCCUGGUCAGAAGUCCAGCAGCUGCUCCAUCCCAUGCUGCUGGGACAACUCAAGCUUCAGAAGAAACCUCCUCACUUUACUAUUGCUCCAUGGCUAGCCCACUGCAGGCCUUGCAUGGCAACGCAAUUUAUGACAAUGAUGUCCCUGCCUGGAACACUCAGAGGACAGCACCUUAUGCACCUCGCAGUGAUCCUGUUAUUCCUUCCAUCCCAGUUUUACUUGAAAGCCCAGAUGUCCUCACGUACGCUGCACUAAAUCAUUCUGCUUCUGCAGAAAGAUGCCAGAGAAGGGAACCAACUGUAGAAAAUGAAUUUACAGAAUAUGCCUCCAUUAAUGUAAAUAAAUAAAUGUGGCAAGGACUUCUCCAGACAACCAUUUUGCAUGCAGUCCC
Gymnogyps californianus (California condor) is the source of this 1004-nucleotide messenger RNA. RefSeq names its product B and T lymphocyte associated (gene BTLA). Gene Ontology annotation, biological process: immune response-regulating cell surface receptor signaling pathway. Gene Ontology annotation, cellular component: plasma membrane. Lineage: Eukaryota; Metazoa; Chordata; Aves; Accipitriformes; Cathartidae. Bases 1 to 960 code for a protein of 319 amino acids. The transcript is spliced from 6 exons. Gene Ontology annotation, molecular function: signaling receptor activity. The record is from RefSeq and is a predicted model, not a curated record.